AUGCGUAUUGUACCUUCAGAAAAGAAAAAGAUCCAACUUAUUCCUGAAGCUAUUGUUUGUCAUAUUGAUGAAAGUGUAUUAUUUGAAUCUACUUCUGGUUCUGCUGAAAAGCUUGGACAAACAGUCAAGGAACACUAUUCAGAAUUCGAAUUCUUUAGCCAUCGUUUGGAACAAGUGUUUGGACCCGAAUUUGCAAAGAGUGCUGAAUUCAACAAGAUAUUGAAGUCUACUUCUGGCGGUACUGAGAAUGAAGAUUAUGAACACUAUAUUCAAUGCGUACAAAAGAAUUCAGACAAACCAUUAGCAAAUCAAUUGAAGCAACUGUUUUCUAGCAUUAAAAAGACAACUGCUAAAGAAGAUUUGCUUUGGAAUAUUAAGAUGGCCAUGCUUGUUCAUGUUGCUCGACGAGAAGGUUGUAUGUACAUUUUUAUGGCUGAUUCAGCUACUCGUCAGGCUAUCAAAAUGAUUUCCAUGACAAGUAAGGGACGUGGAUACAGUUUGCCGUUGGAUAUUGGUGUGGACAAUCAACAAAGUUUUUCUGAUGUGUGCAUUAUGAGACCUAUGAAAGACAUGCUAUCAAAAGAAAUUGGAUUCUACAACUACUUUUUCAAGAUUGACAAGUUUGUUUUGUCACCCUUUAAUUUUGGUACCAUGAUGGCAGGAAAGACAUCCAUUGAUCGUCUUACAGAAGAAUUUAUUGUGGGCAUUGAACGUGAAUUUCCAUCUACUGUGAGUACUAUUUGCCGUACUGUACUCAAGUUAUCUCCUUCUGCUGAUAUGGAUUUGAAAAGGACAUGUGCUAUGUGCUUGAUGCCUAUUGAAGCUGGUAUUGCUGAGUGGAGAAGACACAUUACUGUGACAGAAGUGAAGGAUGCUGAAAAACCAACAAUAGAAGGAUGCUGUUCUAAGGAUACAGGCUGCUGUGGUGGUAGUGGCUGCGAUAGUGAAGAAAAAGUACCCAAGGUUGACUUAAACCAGUUCUUGUGUUAUAGCUGUCAAGUCAACCUUAAAGAUUAUAAUGCAGAAUCUAUUGAAUCAUUGCCAACUUAUGUAAAUGAAUCUAUUUAUAAUCAAAGUAGAGACAAUAGAUUACUAGAUCAAAUCAAGGAUUUUUUGAUAGAAGACAAUGAUGAAUAA
This is a messenger RNA of Gilbertella persicaria, 1137 nucleotides long. RefSeq lists its product as uncharacterized. NCBI's taxonomy places the organism in Eukaryota, Fungi, Mucoromycota, Mucoromycetes, Mucorales, Choanephoraceae. The record is from RefSeq and is a predicted model, not a curated record. Gene Ontology annotation, cellular component: cytosol. Gene Ontology annotation, molecular function: sulfurtransferase activity; tRNA binding. The transcript is spliced from 4 exons. Bases 1 to 1137 code for a protein of 378 amino acids. Gene Ontology annotation, biological process: tRNA wobble position uridine thiolation.